Molecule: messenger RNA, 3190 nt
Organism: Betta splendens (Siamese fighting fish)
Lineage: Eukaryota; Metazoa; Chordata; Actinopteri; Anabantiformes; Osphronemidae
Product: major histocompatibility complex class I-related gene protein-like
Exons: 9
Coding region: 418-1605 (395 amino acids)
Biological process (GO): immune response
Cellular component (GO): external side of plasma membrane
Source: RefSeq, a predicted model, not a curated record
CACCAGUGUAAACAUAGCAGAUAGCAUUUACACGUUCUGGUAGUUUGAUAUUGAAAUAUCAGAAAUAACAGCUACGUCGCAGACAGAUUUCCAGUCUUUUCGAGGCGGUGCGCGCUCCCGCGUAUGGAAAUCCAUUCUGAGGAGACGGGCACGCGCCACCUGUCGGGAGAAAAAGCAGCGCGUCCCUCUGAGUGAUAUCUCUAUUUUUAACAAUUAACAGGAGUCCGUGGGACGUGGACGUGGGCAGCGUUAGGGGAGUGGUAGUGGUGAAUGGUGACACUGACGCUGGGGCCGAUGCUCCCUUUGAAUGGACGCCUGUAAUCUAUAACCUACCGCUCAGGUCGGAUGUGAAGUGACAGACGGUGUCUGUCUCUGGAACUUGGGUCAAAAUGGUUCGUUAGGAACGUUUUCGACGCCAUGGACGGAAGGACGUUGGUUUUUCUGAUCCUCUUAUUUUUACACAGCGCAGCAGCAGUGACUCACUCUCUGAAGUAUUUCUACACUGGAUCCUCCAACGUCCCAAACUUCCCAGAGUUUGUGGUCGUUGGUUUGGUUGAUGACGUUCCCAUCAUUCACUAUGACGGUGACACCAGGAAGUCAAAACCUAAACAGGACUGGAUGAGCCGUGUCACAGCAGAUGAUCCACAGUACUGGGAGAGACAGGACAGUGGUUUAUUGGGUUCCCAGCAGACCUUCAGAGCAAACAUUGAGACUGCAAAGCAACGCUUCAACCAAAAUGGAGGUGUCCAUGUUGUCCAGAUGAUGUACGGCUGUGAAUGGGAUGAUGACAGUGAUGCUGUCAGAGGUUUUCACCAACACGGUUACGAUGGAGAAGACUUUAUAGCAUUUUACCCUGAGACAGAGACAUGGAUCGCUCCAAUACGACAGGCUUUUAUCACUAAAAUGAAGUUUGAUCAUGACAAAGCCUUUUCAGCACAGAAGAAGAAAUACCUCACUGAGAUUUGUCCUCAGUGGCUGAAGAAGUAUGUGAAGUAUGGGAGGAGGACUCUAAUGAGAACAGUUCCUCCCUCAGUGUCUCUGCUCCAGAAGUCCCCCUCGUCUCCAAUCAGCUGCUUCGCUACAGGUUUCUACCCAAACAGAGCCGACAUGUUCUGGAGGAGAGAUGGAGAACAGACCCAUGAGGACGUGGACCAUGGAGAGAUCCUCCCCAACCCUGAUGGAACCUUCCAGAUGAGGGUCCACCUGGACCUUUUAUCAGUCACAGCUCAGGACUGGAGCAGAUAUGAAUGCGUGUUUAAACUGUCUGGAAUGAAGGACGACGUCAUCACCAAACUGGACCGAGCUGAGAUCAGAACCAACGACAAAAAUGAGACACCACUUGGCCUCAUCAUCGGCAUUGUUGUUGCAGCCAUUGUUGUUGCUCUUGUCCUUGCGCUGAUUGGAUACUUUGUUCACAAAAAGACAAGGGACGACAAGGUUCCUCUCAGACAAACGCCGUCUCACACGCACACAACAAUUGCAUCGUCCACCAACAGUCUGAACAGCAGAAGUUCAGUGGGUUCUUGCAGCUCUGGAGACAGUGAUAACAACCAGACACUUUUGAUCAAAGAAAAAUAUGAAGAUUUAAAGAAAAGGAAGACGUAAUAAUGUGCAAUGAAAAAUAAGCCUGGAUAAUGAUUUAAGAAAGGUAUAAAUUAGUUCUCACAGCUACAUGUCAGUGUCGCAAAGAUGACGGAGCCACAUGAACGGCUCCAGACAGGAUUCAGGUAGAAUGAAAGGGUUUUAUUCUCACUCAGGCAAGGUCAGUUGAGGCAGGGUCAGACACGGCAGAUCACUCACGGUGACGGUACAGACUGGGUGCAGGCAGGUUCAGGUCAAAAACAGGCGUUACCAGGCAGACACAGCUACAGUACAGAUGAGGAUCAGGCAAAGCUCAGGAGCGACGGUCAGGAUUCAGGAUCGAUAACAGGAAGGAGACAGACAACGCUGGGUAGUGGUGAGUACACGCAGCAAUCUGGCAACUGGUUCAGGUGACUACUGGUGCUUAAAUGCAGGUGAGUGCAGAUUACUGAUAGCAAACAGGUGUGUGUAACGUGGACCGGGAGUAAAGCGGAAACUAACAAGAUAUGACCAGAAACGGAAGUACUUUCAAAAUAAAACCGUAACAUAGUGUAAACCGUGACACUACGCAGUGACAACGCAAAGGAUUUUAUCUCUGGGAACUAAAUAAAUAAAAUAAUAGUUACUUGUGAUUUAUAAGUUAUCAGUACAAUGACAAUAAUUUAAUGAUCAUUAGAAUCAUGAUGGGUCAAUAGCUGUGAAUGGUGAACUGGGUUUUAAACUUAUCUCUCUCUUGGUUUUAGCAGGUGUGUGUUUGUUUUGUGCUUGUGUUUGUGCAUCUUUGGACAAACAGCUGAGGGUUUGUUCUCCCUAUAAUGGGUUCAAAAGGAGCCACGGUCUGUUUAACCACAGAUCGAAACCUUUUUUUUGUUUCUCUACUUAGUUGGGUAAGAUUUAUCAGUAGAUACUUAUUUGAUAUCACAAUUUUUAUUAGUUUGUUUUGUCGUUACUAUUGACAUUUAUUAGCAUUCAUGGCACCUUUUACUUGUGAAAUGUGUUUUAUUUCCAAAAGAUGCUGAGUUCAUUGUGUUUUAUCCAUAACUUGAAACAAGUCACUGAGUGGCUUGAUUGCAUCAGACAUCAUUAGAAACCUUAGUGCUGUGUAAUUUAAUGUAUUUUGAAUUCUGAAUCAAUAAACAAAAUUUGUGUUUUGCUUUUAGAGGGUUUCAGUUCCACACAGCGCUUUAAUAUGUAUAUGAUAAAAAAAUUUCUGCAAUAGAAGAGGCCUUAAGUUCUGCUCCUACAGUAUAAUUAUAUUGAGUUAAGAAUAUUUAAUGAGAUGAUAUUUAUUCUGGUGGUGUUUAAUCCAUGAAGACAUUUUGUUAUGACUCGGCUUCCACUCUUUUGGGUUUUGUUAAGCGCCCUCAGUUGACUUGGGAUUUCCUGUAAUUAGUUUGCUCUGGUUCGCCUGUCUCGUCUUGUAUUCAAGGUCUUAAUCAGAAUCAGAAAGAGCUUUAUUGCCAUGUCCUGUAGAGUGCACUUUACAGAACUAGGAACUUGUCUUGGUGUUGGCACACCCAGGCAGCCGUCUAUGGCGCCACAUCCCCGCUGACAGUGGAAGCAGGUUGCAGUACAAAAACACUACAAUACAGAAACACACGCACACACA